Molecule: messenger RNA, 627 nt
Organism: Lactuca virosa
Lineage: Eukaryota; Viridiplantae; Streptophyta; Magnoliopsida; Asterales; Asteraceae
Source: the annotation of a GenBank genome assembly
AUGUCGAAGAACUCAAACGCCGGUUAUGGCACACUCCCCACCAGCACCGCCCCCACCACCGCCAAUGCCUGCACCGAUCUACCGCUGCCGCUACCGCUACCGAUAACUCCUAAUACACUGAUUGCACGUGCCAGGUUCCACACCGAAAACUUCAUCGCCAGGCGUCGCCCAUGGCGAGAAUUUUUCAACCAUUCCGCCGUUACUCGGCCACUAAGCUACGACGACGCCACCCGUCGAGUCAAACGGAACCUCAACUACUUCCGGGUGAAUUACGCCAUGGUUAUCCUCCUCAUACUCUUCCUCAGUCUGAUUUAUCAACCAGUCUCGAUGAUAACCUUUUUGAUCGUAUUUGUUGGUUGGUUUUUCCUUUAUUUCUUCCGUGAUCCCCGCAGUCCAGUUGUGAUUUUCAACCAUGUUUUUGAUGAUCGUGUUGUGUUAAUGACCCUGAGUUUGUUAACGAUCUUCGCAUUGGCUUGCACUGACGUCGGAACGAUCCUAUUGGUGGCGUUAUCUGUUGGGGCUGCUGUUGUCGUGAUACACGCCGGAAUCAGGGGCACCGAUGACUUGUUUUUGGAUGAACAAGAGGCCGGCGAUGGAGGUUUGGUUUCUGUCGUUGGUAACAAGUAG